UAGAUAUCACGAUGCGUUACACACCAGUAGAUAUCACGGCAGGAGCGGCUGUUGCCAUAGAACAACAACAGGACUCGGCCUAUUUACGACUUGUUACACCUCAACGAACAGAAACCGAAACAUAUGUCGUAUUGUGCAACCUACGCCAACUACAAACAUUCGUGAGUCUUUUAAUUGCCAAGUAUCUCAUUGUCAAGAAGGACUUAUUGCCAAUAAGACGCCUCAAGAUGUCGUUUACUAGUUGUGCUUCGAACGACGAAGGGGAAGUUGACAGAAGAACAAGCAGCCGCCGGCUCUCGGUGUUGUCUGUUGAGAGCGCUAGGACAACCGCUUCGUCACGUAGUCCUUCCAUUCAGCAUCCGGGACAGCCUCAAAUGCGCAAAACCUCGCGCUCCAUGUCCACUUAUGUAUCCCCGUACACUUGGAAAGGACUGGUGCCGACGAAAGAGAAACAAGAAAAAGAGAUAACGCCUAUACAGAAAUUGGAAAACACGUAUCAAGUAGAGCCUAAAAGAGUGUUCCCAACAGGCGAAGUAAAGCAGAUAAUUCACAACACAUUACAAAACGCCCUGGCCGAGUCGAAAUACAAGGAGAUGAAUAGCAGCUUUGUAUCACAGCUUCUCAGCCAAAGAGUGCUUGAUCAGGUGAAAAGCCUGGACGUUCAGAGGUAUAAGCUGGUGUGUUUGGUUUCCAUAGGUUCUAAGUCAGACCAAGGCAUGCGUGUGGCGAGUCGCUGUCUUUGGCACAGUGAGUUCGACCGGUUUGCGAGUGCCUCUGUGGAGAAUGGUUCACUGUUUGCAGUAGGUACCGUGUAUGGCGUUUAUUUUGAAUGAUCUUUUUUAAAAAAAAUAAAUGUGUUCCACUAAAUUGUAAACUGUGCCGAUAUGGUAUGAACGUUGCUGUGCAAGAAAGACUUAAGAAAGCCUAUAAUGUCAAUGUAUUUAUGUUGGCAGGAGAAAAAGUCCCUGUUUUAAUAUUGUAAAUACGUUAUAACUCUAGAAAAAGCCUGAGAGAUA
This is a messenger RNA of Nematostella vectensis (starlet sea anemone), 1016 nucleotides long. Its product is annotated as dynein light chain Tctex-type 5. Gene Ontology annotation, cellular component: cytoplasm; cytoplasmic dynein complex. The record is from RefSeq and is a predicted model, not a curated record. Gene Ontology annotation, molecular function: dynein intermediate chain binding. Gene Ontology annotation, biological process: microtubule-based movement. Bases 12 to 833 code for a protein of 273 amino acids. Lineage: Eukaryota; Metazoa; Cnidaria; Anthozoa; Actiniaria; Edwardsiidae. The transcript has a single exon.